Molecule: messenger RNA, 873 nt
Organism: Venustampulla echinocandica
Lineage: Eukaryota; Fungi; Ascomycota; Leotiomycetes; Helotiales; Pleuroascaceae
Exons: 4
Coding region: 1-873 (290 amino acids)
Source: RefSeq, a predicted model, not a curated record
AUGCCUAAAGCUGCGAAACCACGCACGACAAACAGGCUAGGCCUUUUUAGCUGGCAAGGCACCGCCAGUACGGCGAGGGGCCUGACGAAGGCGGGGAAGCCAAAUACAACGACUGCAGAAAGGAAGGUGGUCAAACCCACAAAUGAUGUGGCAGACACUGGAGAGGUGGCAACUGCAUCUGAGUCUAAAGAUCCCAAACCAUCUCCAUCUCCAUCUCUGGUUGAGGACUACCUCCUUCUCGUCCGUCUGAGCGAGGCUUGCUACCCUACUAUUUCUCGGCUUCUGUCUGUGCCAUCAGACCUCACAUUCGCGGAGCUACAUGAAGUUUUCGAGGUCGUGUUCCGGUGGACUAACCUCCAUGGAUACUCUUUCGAUGUCUCGAAGCUCUUGGAGGAAGACGAGCCUUCCAAGUAUUUUCCUGGCAGUGUGAUGAAAAAUGAUGCCCAGCGAGAAGCCAAGGACGUCACACUUGCAGGCAUCUACGACAACGAUGAAUACAAAGACAAGGUCGAAGUCUCGCACAGUAUGCACGAUCACGGUGGUGCUAUGCGGGACCACGAGAUCACCUUCCUUGGGCGCGGGGAUCCCGCAAUGCGGAAGGCCAUACAGAUCUCAGACGACAUGAAAGUUGUCUGUCUCGGGGACUCGGGCCACCCACGUGUAGAGGAGCGCGGUAGCUUCGAUGGCUCGAACGGCCUCAAAAAACUGUUCACAAUCAGAGGAGGAAUUAUGCCCAAGGAAAUGAGUGGUGAGAGCACAGUUGUGCCAACUGCCACCCCCGAAGAUGUGGGAACGGCGACCGCCAAAGGAGAGGACCCUGAUAAAUGGGAUAUCGUGGAUGUUAAUCGUGCGCUUUCAGAACGCUUCAAGUAG